This is a messenger RNA of Chenopodium quinoa (quinoa), 1874 nucleotides long. Its product is annotated as probable pectate lyase 5. The record is from RefSeq and is a predicted model, not a curated record. The transcript has 4 exons. NCBI's taxonomy places the organism in Eukaryota, Viridiplantae, Streptophyta, Magnoliopsida, Caryophyllales, Amaranthaceae. Bases 221 to 1435 code for a protein of 404 amino acids. Gene Ontology annotation, molecular function: pectate lyase activity.
GCUAAUUUGGGGUGUGUUCAACCUCCUAGGUGGCCCAUAAACCCAAAACUACUAAAUUUAUUGUGGUAUCCUAGCAACCAAAAAAGUAACAUGGGCCCCAAUCUAUAUACCCAAUCAAGUUUCCUCAAAUUCACCAAUUUCUAUACCCUCUUUAAAUUCUUUAUAAACACCCUUUAUUCCUCCUUGCUUACAUAGUUCAAAACUCACACAAAAUAAAGAAAUGGCAUUUCAUCUCUUCUUUCUCUUCCUCUUAAUCUCUCUUCUUUCCCCCAUUUUCAUCCACUCCUCCCAUGUUAAAGAUCCCGAACUAGUAGCACGUGAAGUACAAGAGAAAAUUAUUAAUGCAACUACAAGGAGGAAUUUGGGAUACCUAUCAUGUGGGACCGGAAACCCGAUCGACGACUGUUGGCGGUGCGACCACAAGUGGUUUAAGAACCGCCAACGGCUAGCGGAUUGUGCCAUAGGGUUUGGCAAGGGUGCGCUCGGGGGCAAAAACGGAAAGAUGUACGUGGUCACGGACAAGGGGGACGAUCCAGUAAACCCUAAACCCGGAACCCUAAGGUGGGGUGUGAUCCAAGAUGAGCCAUUAUGGAUCAUAUUUGCUCAUGACAUGGUGAUCAAACUUAAAGAAGAAUUAAUGAUGAACUCAUUUAAGACAAUUGACGGUAGAGGGGCCAGUGUACAUAUUGCUGGUGGUCCAUGCAUAACAAUACAAUAUGUUACAAACAUUAUAAUACAUGGUUUAAAUAUACAUGAUUGUAAGCGUGGAGGGAAUGCUAUGGUGCGGGACUCCCCAUCACACUACGGAUGGAGGACGAUAUCGGACGGUGAUGGUGUGUCCAUCUUUGGUGGGAGUCAUAUUUGGGUUGAUCAUUGUUCACUCUCUAGUUGUACUGAUGGUUUAAUUGAUGCUAUUCGUGGUUCAACUGCUAUAACAAUCUCUAAUAAUUAUAUGACCCACCAUAACAAGGUUAUGUUGUUGGGACAUAGUGAUUCUUUAACUAGAGAUAAGAAUAUGCAAGUUACUAUAGCUUUCAACCAUUUUGGUGAAGGGUUGGUCCAACGGAUGCCGAGGUGUAGACAUGGGUACUUUCAUGUGGUGAAUAAUGACUAUACACAUUGGGAAAUGUAUGCAAUUGGAGGAAGUGCAGCACCUACAAUAAACAGCCAAGGCAAUAGAUUCCUUGCUCCUAAUGACCCAAAUAACAAGGAGGUUACAAAACGAGAAGAGUGGCCACUAAGUGUAUGGAAGAAAUGGAAUUGGAGAUCACAAGGAGACCUAAUGUUAAAUGGAGCCUUCUUCACUUCUUCAGGAACAGGGUCUUCCUCAAGCUAUGCUAGGGCUUCCAGCUUAAGUGCAAGAUCUUCUUCGUUCGUAGGAUCGAUCACCAUGUCAGCUGGUGUACUGAACUGCAAGAAAGGCGCUCGCUGCUAGAGCAAUAUUACUACUGUAUUGUACUAAGCUCCCCCAAUUGUAUUUAUCUAAAAGGGGAGGGGUGAAAAUUAUUGAUUUUACCCUCUUUCGGAGUAGAAUUAUACUAACACAACUUCAGCCUGCUUCUGAAGAAAUUUUUAAGAAGCAAGAGCAGAUGUGUUGUUAAAGCUCAAUUUAUAAUUAUAAGAGUGAUUUUUCUUUCCAAAAGACUGCUUUCGCAAUUGCUAACCCGGCAAUUUGUCUCCAAAUUCGAUUUGUAGUUCACGAUUUAUUUAGCACAGAUGAUUAGUUGUAUACAACUUUAUCCCUAGAUCAAGCGAAUCAACAAAGAAUAAUAAACGCUCACAAAAUGACACCCUCGACCAAACCAUCUACUAACUAUCAUAAUGAUAUCAAUCCUAAACAAAAGAUUAGGGCAUAUACAGGAAAUUAGCUCUCC